Gongylonema pulchrum is the source of this 669-nucleotide messenger RNA. NCBI's taxonomy places the organism in Eukaryota, Metazoa, Nematoda, Chromadorea, Rhabditida, Gongylonematidae. The record is from the annotation of a GenBank genome assembly.
AUGAUAAAAAUCUGUUUGACUCUUAACAUUCUUUUUUGCAUUCUUGCUCAGUCAAUGGUUCUCUUUGCAGGUGGCUGUGUUGUGGCACCAAUCUAUCGACUGUGGCUUCUCAAGAAUGUUUCUGCUAAAACAGUUACUAAUAAUUCGACAAAAAUUAUUAGAAAUACAUGUCGAAAAAUACAGGGGCGUUUUCUUCUAGCGAGUUUUAUUUGUGGUCCAUUGUGUACGGGAUUGUAUGUGUAUUUCAAUUCACUGGAUAGAAAGAGGGCCAAAGAACUCUGCUAUCAAAUUCGGUGUACGGAACAAAUGAUGGUUUGGAAAAAUCCGAGAAGUAGCUCGGACAACCAACCGAAGGAUGAAGCAUCGUCUCAUAUUACUGCGGUCUUCAAAUUUCAGGAUCGCGCUGCCUUUUCACUCGGAUUUAUUGGCUGGUACUGGAAGCGUUUUCAGGGUGCUGUGGACGGUAUCAAUCUUGCAUCUUUGUACGCCGCAUAUUAUUUUACGGUACAAAAGAAGCUGACGAAUGCGCCAUCGACAGACAAAAUCAAACCAUCGCAGCGACCAGGAACGUUGGAAGAAGCUGAAGAAGCAAAGAAAACCUUGUCUUUUUUAACCAAAAGAACCCCAGCAAGCAUCACUCCGGGAUCGUCUUCUCCGAAUCUCGAAUAA